CUGGAUUCGGCCAGGAACUUGUCGUUCGUUGUAUGACACAGGAUAAGAUUGUGCCUCAUAGCACAAAUCUGUGAGUGGAACGGCAUGGCAGUGAAGGGCGAUAUGUUGCUACCCGUGAUGCGACAAUAUCUCUUCACGUACCUAGGGCAAGUGAAUUGCGUUGCCCAGGCCAGGGUGACGGGGGGUGAUAUCCUUCUCAACCUUUUAUAGCACUAGAACAUUCAAUUAAAUGAUGUGAUAAACAGCUUAAGAUGCGGUGUAUACCUUAUGCCUCCAACGUCUUGCUGCGUCGUGUCCGGACAAUUUAUUUCUAUGGCCAGUUGCAGCGAUGACCUCAUCAACCCAUGAAUUUCAGUCUCCCACUCCAGAUGGCUCUCUUUCACCGCCACCUUCUCCAUUCUCUGACUCAGAGUGGCCAGUGAUACCUACCGACGAGUUGGGCAUGAUCGCCGACGAUGAAAGUACUUCAACAAAAGCUACCUCAACUCAGGUAGCUACGAAAGUCAAGAAUAAGGCCAAACCCAAGAGACGGCAGAUCACAUAUAUUUCACGACACUUUGCGGACGACGGCGGUGGCACGACUCAGGAUGAGACGGUCGGCCGGCGUUUUAUCGCACGCAAUGCCAAUGCCAACAGCUUAGAUCCCAGCGCAGCUGAAGAUCUACUGCCGGUUACACCACCACACACACCAGCUCGACCUCACGCACGAAUUUAUUAUGGCAUCAACAUCGAUAACCUGUCCUCCGACUCAGAUCUCACCGACGUCCCAGACGACAUUGGAUGUGAUCCGUUUUUCCCGGACGAAGAGCCAUUAUCUGAAAAGGUCCAGGCCAUCAAAGUCAAGUCGACCAAGAAUCGCCGACCUACAAAAUCACCUUACUUUCCCCAUCCCCACAAGCAUCGACCGACAUUUCUAUCGACCUUGCCAUUUCCACCCCUUUCCCACGACUAUUUUGGGUUAAUGCAAGAGCGACUAGCUCAUGAUCCUUUUCGUCUGCUCAUUGCCACAAUAUUCUUGAACAAGACCCCUGGUGAGCGCGCCAUGCCGGUAUUCUAUCAGCUAAUGUCUCGCUAUCCUACCCCAUUGGACCUGUCGAACGCAGAAGUCAGCGAUAUCACAAUCAUCAUAUACGGUCUUGGAUUCCAGAAUCAACGGGCAAGAAAAUGUGUUGCCAUGGCGAAAUGUUGGAUAGAGAGGCCCCCACAGCGAGGCAAGAGGUAUAAGAAACUCAAUUAUCCAUCGAAAGGUGAUGGUAAAGACGUUGGAAAUGAUGAGUUCGUCGAUGAUGAUGAUGCACGGGUUGCUUGGGAAAUCUCUCAUUUGCCUGGCUUGGGUCCUUACUCCCAUGAUAGCUGGCGGAUGUUCUGCCGUGAUAAGUUGAGAGGAAUGGCGGAAAGCUGGAACGGAGAGGGCAGUGCAGACAACCAGAACUUUGAGCCAGAGUGGAAACGAGUUGUGCCGUUGGAUAAGGAGUUGCGAGCGUGGCUUACUUGGAUGUGGAUGAAAGAAGGUUGGGUCUGGAACAAGGAGACUGGGCACAGAACAAAGGCAAGCGAGGACAUGAUGGCAAUGGCUCGUGAUGGCGGUGUUGUCGUGGAAGAGCAAGGUUCGGAAUAUUUGGUCGUGAAUUCAGGUGGUUGAACGUCCAAGACUAUGAUCAGAAGGACGCAUCUUGGAUACGGCGGACAAGUUGAGACAUCCUGACACAUGACUCUGAUCCGGGACUUCGACAUGUUUCGCCCAAGCUGACCCUACUCAACCUGAUACACCAUUCACAACCUUGUCAACAACCGCACCGACAGCGAGAAGCCUUUCGUCCUCGAAUUGGCGCCCCACGAGCUGCAGCGAGAUUGGCGCAUUGUGCCAAAGGCUGGGUUCAUCUGACGUCCGGCUCAUCAACAUCGGAUCAACCCGAGAUGGGUGGAGAAGGCUG
Messenger RNA from Exophiala viscosa, 1934 nucleotides. Its product is annotated as DNA glycosylase. Bases 329 to 1642 code for a protein of 437 amino acids. Gene Ontology annotation, biological process: base-excision repair. The transcript has 3 exons. The record is from RefSeq and is a predicted model, not a curated record. Gene Ontology annotation, molecular function: catalytic activity; DNA binding. Gene Ontology annotation, cellular component: nucleus. Lineage: Eukaryota; Fungi; Ascomycota; Eurotiomycetes; Chaetothyriales; Herpotrichiellaceae.